GCAGCAUAAGUUUUCAAAAAUUAUACAUUUCGUGAUCUGAGUAAUUGUGCAAUUGUUGUGUGGAGUGUGGCGAGAAAAGUUUCAUAAUAAUUGCAAGAUUUACAAACAGAAAAAUUCAAUUAUAAAGUGUUACACAAAAGCAAACAUGCGGAACUCAUCAUUGUCGCUGCUUCUACCUCUGCUUCUGUUCGCCGUUAGCUCAUUUAUUUGUGUGACAUCACAGCGCACAUCUCUGGACAUUGCUCUGCAGAACGUUUACCGUCCUUGGCGUCUAUUUGCGUUGGCAGUUACCGGUCGAUCCGGUGACGAUGCACAGAACGUGCAACGCGUUCGAAAUGCCGGCAAAACCCAAAAGUCCAAUCCACGCACCCGUGCUCUUCUAGAAUUCUGUGAUGCCGAGCACGGUCCUGGCAGAAGGAGUGAUGAGCGACCCACCAGCGUUCACCGUCUGCGACCGGGCGAUAUUGACAUCAUUGGCGCCCUCGGGGAUUCCCUGACGGCGGGUAAUGGCAUUUUCGCAACCAAUCUGCUGCACGUGACCGUCGAGAAUCGUGGCGUUGUGUGGUCCAUUGGUGGCCAGUAUGACUGGCGGAAAUAUCUGACCUUGCCGAAUAUUCUAAAGGAGUUCAAUCCUAAUCUCUAUGGCUAUGCGGUGAAAGAUGGCCUUUCAACAGACCGAACAAGCCGCUUCAAUGUCGCCGAAUUGGCCGCCAUGUCGCGGGACGUGCCCUACAUGGCCACAGUGCUGGUGAAGCGCAUGCAGCGCGAUCCGCACGUGAACAUGACCCACGACUGGAAACUUGUAACGCUCUUUAUAGGCAACAAUGAUUUUUGCACCGACAUCUGCUUCUAUCCACAGCCAGAGAAGACUGUGCUGUGGCACGAGCAAAACAUGCUCAAGACCUAUCGCUAUUUGAGAGACAAUGUGCCGCGCCUGAUGCUUAAUGUUGUUCCCGCACCAAAUCUGCGUUUUCUUACCAACCUCACGGGACUUCCCGCCGUAUGCUAUCAUACGUUGCGCUUCGAAUGCCCUUGCCUGCUCUCGAAGUCCAAAGAGCACUUGGAAUACUACGAAGGCAUCAUGAAGCGCUGGAUAGCCAAAGACUUCGAAAUUGCAAAUAGAGACGAGUUCAAUACGGAGACCUUCACUAUCAACGUGCAGCCGUUUUCACAAUUCAAUGACUUUCCACGCACACGAACAGGUCAGACGGAUACACGUUUCUUCUCGCAGGAUUGCUUCCAUCUGAGUCAGCGCGGGCACGCCGCAGCAGCCAAUUCGAUUUGGAACAACAUGCUGGAAAUGCCGGGUGAGAAGAGCGGCUUCAAUCCGCAACUAUUCGAAAAGUUCAACUGUCCGACCGAGACACACCCCUAUCUGAUAACCAGGGAGAACAGUCAAAAGGACUUUGUUGCCUAGACAAAAGAACACAAAGCACCCACUGUGAUAUGUCGCAUAAGUCGUCGUGUACAUACCUAAUAUAUAUCUGUAGAAUUAAUUAGCACUUUGAAAUACAUAGUAUGUAUAUAAAAAAAA
Molecule: messenger RNA, 1534 nt
Organism: Scaptodrosophila lebanonensis
Lineage: Eukaryota; Metazoa; Arthropoda; Insecta; Diptera; Drosophilidae
Product: phospholipase B1, membrane-associated
Exons: 4
Coding region: 146-1417 (423 amino acids)
Biological process (GO): phospholipid metabolic process
Molecular function (GO): glycerophospholipase activity
Source: RefSeq, a predicted model, not a curated record